Huiozyma naganishii CBS 8797 is the source of this 906-nucleotide messenger RNA. RefSeq lists its product as uncharacterized. NCBI's taxonomy places the organism in Eukaryota, Fungi, Ascomycota, Saccharomycetes, Saccharomycetales, Saccharomycetaceae. The coding region runs from base 1 to 906 and encodes 301 amino acids. The record is from RefSeq and is a predicted model, not a curated record. Gene Ontology annotation, cellular component: central plaque of spindle pole body. The transcript has a single exon. Gene Ontology annotation, molecular function: structural constituent of cytoskeleton. Gene Ontology annotation, biological process: spindle pole body duplication.
AUGGAAGGUGACAGAGAGGGAUACAGUUUUUUCGUAAGAACUUUUUUCAGUCGCCCGGAAACUGAUGACACUAUAAACAACUUCAAGAGAGACUACAUGGAGUCCAUGAAGAAGCUCAACAUGGUUUUAAACACGUCCAGAAACGGGUCGCCCAUGCGAGGGACCACUGGUCCGAAGAAAGUCAAGGAGGUUGAUGAAUUGAACAUUAGGUCACCGCCAAGAAUCCCCAAUGAAAGGGUGCAGAGCAAUCGGAAAUUAGAUGACAACGAUAAUGUCAGGUUGCAGUUCAAAACAAGGGAACCAAACUCCAGAAUAUCUUCCACCUCUACGCUGGGCCCCAGUGAUGAACAGAUACACGUGCUAAUCGACGAGAUGAAGGAGUUGAGGGAGACGCUAUAUCGGCAACAAACUCAGUUGCAAGCACUGAAAGUUGACUUGAAACAAGAGAGACAAAAAACGUCGUUCUUGCAAUAUAAAGUGGACCGUCUAGAAUCCGGUAGUAGGACAGUGCCACAGAAUGGGUUCCCACCAAGGGACAGACCAGUGUCGUCCUCGUAUCUCCCAUCAAGUGCGGGUCAUUCGGCCCCCGCUAUGUUCGCAAAUGACGACUUGGAGAUAAACCACCGUGCGAACAGCGACAGUUACUACGACAUGAAACUUAGGGAAAGACUCAGAAACAGCUUCCUCAAUGAGAAAUACAAGAAUCCGCUAUACGAUAAUAGACCAAGAAACGUAUUUGCAUCCCCAACGUACAUCAAUAAUGACCAUUUCCCCAAUGAAAGGCAACCUUCGAGCAGGGAGAACCUCCGUUACACGUCAUCGUAUAGACUACCAUCGCCCCCGCCUGUGUCUUACAGCCGAGCUGUAGAAGAGGAGAGCACGUCCAAUUUGUUGAGCAUGUCGUGA